Paramecium sonneborni is the source of this 4320-nucleotide messenger RNA. Lineage: Eukaryota; Ciliophora; Oligohymenophorea; Peniculida; Parameciidae. The record is from the annotation of a GenBank genome assembly.
AUGAAGAACUAAUAGUUUUUAUAUACUAAAAAGUGGGUACAGGAUAAAGAAGCUAAAAAUUGUAAAAUAUGCCAAACUCCAUUUAAGGCAAUAUUCAGAAGGAAACAUCAUUGCAGGAAUUGUGGAGAUGUAUUUUGCGAUAGGUAAUUAUUUUGUUUUAAAGCUUAAAUUAGUUGUUCGAAUUUCUUUAUGGAUAAAACUAACUUUAAAAACUUUCAAGAUAUAAAAAAAAAUAAAGUAUGAUUGUCUGAUGAAUAAUAAGGUUCGAUUAUGUUAACAUUGCUAUUUUGAUAUUAACAAAAAGUUAAGAGAAAAUGGAGAGUUGAUUGAGAAUAAGAAUGAUAUUGGUCUUAUUGAUUAAUAAUAAGUGAGGAGACACUCAAAAUCAUUUAAUGUUUUAAAUGAGAAAUUGCCAGAAUCUGCAAAAGAAGUAUAUAUUGUUUUUAGAUAUAAAAGGCAUCCUCUCCUGCUACAUUACAACUAGUACCAUAGACAAUAAAUGAUUAAAAGCCCUUAUUGGUAGUUCAAAAGCUUCAGAUUCCUGAGAAUAUAACGAUAGGUGAUGACAUAGACCAAAAAUAAAAGAAAUUAGAAGAGUAAAUGAUCAAGAAAAUUGAAGAGUUUGUAGAAAGGAGAACAAUAGUUUAUGGAAUAAAUGAGAAUUGGUAAGGAGUGAUGUGCAAAUUCAUAACGAAUUCGAUUGAAGAUGUGAAGUAUCACUAGAUAGAUAACUAAUUGAAAAUGAAAAAUAAGGUAAGUUGUAUAAAGAUAAAAAUAAUUCCAUUCAUAAAUUACUCAGCUACUCGUUAUUUAAGAGGAGUAACAAUAAGAAAGAACAUAGUUCAUAAACGUAUGAAAACUCAUCACAAAAAGCCUUCAUUUUUAUUAUUGAGUGGAUCCUUAGAUCUGGACAUUCAGAAUUUCGAUAAUGUAGUAAAGAAUUAGAGUAAGUAUAUUCAAUAAGCUUUGGAGUAAAUAGAGAUGCUUAAUCCAAAUAUAAUUUUAGUGGAGAAGAGCAUAAACAAUAUCUUAUUGAAUGAAUUGGUUAAGAAAGAUAUAACAGUUUCUAUUCAAUGCAAAUCAACUUAACUCAAGAAGAUUGAACAAGCAGUUUAAGGAAGAAUAUAGAAAGCUAUUGAUGUUUUUAAAAAGCGUUGUGAUAAAGAUUGCAUUGGUAAAGCUGAUACUGCAUCUUAUGUUUGUUGUGAUCCAGAAACUAUUAAAUAAAAUUUUAGUCUCUAUAAUUAAUUGGAUGAUAAAGACAAAUAAUUGUUAGAAGUACAUCUAGAAAAAAAGAAAAAUAGAGAUCAAACUUUAUUAUUUAUUCACACACCUUAAUCUAAUAAUUCAUUUUAAAUUACUUUAAGUGGACCUAAAAUAAAUGAAUUAAUUAAUGUUAAAUAAUGUUUUUAAGAAUUAUUUUGUAUUUGUUUUUAGAUGUCUUUAGAAUUUGAAAUGAUACUGUUGGAUUAUAAAAUUAAAUAGGAUUUAGAACUCAAAUAUAAAUCAAAUGAUGAUGAACUUUCCCCUAUGAUUACUUGUGGAGAAAUAUCCGAUUUCUCUGUUUAAUUAAUGACAGAUUAUGAAAACUCAGCUAUUAAAAUUUGCAAGUUACGUUAUCAUCCAGCUAUAAUCAGUAAGAUUCAUGAUAUACAAAAAAAAAAUAAGUAAAUAAUAUAUUAUUAAUAUCAGUGAUGAAAACUUGGAAAAUUAUAUCUAGGAAAAUAUCAAAAAUAUUAAUAAUAAGAAAAUUCCAUAUUUUUGUUAAUUGUGUGAUUGUUAAAAAGAAAUAGUUAGUUUUUAUGGGAAUUCUGGAUAAAAUUAAGAAGAUGUAAGUUUAGGGAAGUAUAUUAGUGAUAAAGCUAACAUUUAAGAAUCGAAAUGUGGAAAUUGUUAAACUAAAAAGAUCAACCAUGUCUCAAUAAGAUAUGGACCAGGAGCAUUUGUACGAUGUGUAGUUGAAAAAAAAAAAUAAUAAAAUUUAUAAGUGAAAGCAAGUACUAAUUUAAGUAAAGAAUUAAAGAAGGCAUCAAGUUUCCUUUAGCUUUAAUCUCUAAAUGAAGAGACUCUAACAUAAUCAGACAAUUCAUAAGUAGAAACUGAAUUUAGAUAACUAUAAUAAAUAGAUUUAAAUAUAGUGACUUAUAUCAAAUGUGCUAAUUCUAAUUGUGAUAAAUAAUUAACGAAAACUUAUAAAUUGGAGAAGAAUCAUUUGGAAUUUUCAUUCUACAAAUUGAUUUAAUAUCUUAUCAAAAAUACUCUAAGACUUAAGAAGAUAAAUAAGAAAGAUUGGCUUUUAUUUGAAGGAGAAAUCAAGGAAUAAGGAGAUAAAUUAGAUGGAUGUAAUCAUAGUUUAACUGAAAGAGUAUUUGAAUGUGAUGAAUAUUAAAUUAAACUCUUUACAAAUUUAUUUGAUAUUUAUCAAAUAAAAAAUUUUUAAUUUGAUUGUUAAGAAGUCAAAUAACAUAUUGAAAAAAGUGAUAAAGAUGAAUUAGAUAAAAGAAAAGACAUGUUGUUAUGCUUUCUACAAAAACUGUUAUAACUUAUUUAAUACUCUGAAAAAAGUGUUAGAAGUAGCUACAUGACUACAUCAACUUAAAUAUCACUUGUUUCUCCUGAGGGAAAGAAUUCUAAUCCAGCCUAAGAAACAUCUUCAAGUUUAAUAUCCAAUUUCAUUGAAAAAUUAUCAUAAACAUUAACUCUUGAUUUUAUUUAAUUAGAGUAAGAAAGCAUGUAGCUCUACUAACGUUUAUAUUAAUUAGAAGUAGCUGAAUAAAUGAGAAUUAACAGAAUAAGGAAUGAGUCAGAUUAUUCUAGAUCAAAAACAUCAAUGUUUUCUUUAGUAAGUAGUGAAAGUGGACCCUCCAUGAAGCACUCAAUUAGAAAAACAUAAAAAGAACAUUCCACAUUAAUACAACCAUAAACAAACAACAAUGAAAACUAAUACCCUGUAUAGCAUUAUUCCCCAAUACAAUUUACUUAAUCACCUGAAUCUCCUACUUAAGAAAAUCUUAAUUAAUCUGAAGAAUAAUCAGAAAUAGGAUUUGAAAAGACAAUAGACAACGAUUAAAAUUUUUGUAAAUAUUUAUUAGAGAAAUGGCCUAGAUUAGCCAUCAAUUCUGAUUAAUCUAAUUUACAAAUCAAAUCAUUUUAUGAAUACAUUCCUAUUUACAAUCAAAAUGAUAUAGGCCUAAUUGCAGCUGCAUUCAAUCAUCCUAAAUAUUAUGAUUUAUAUGAAAAUAAAUAUAAAUUUGUAGAAUUUUUGGAUAAAAUUGAAAAUACUUCUUCUUUAAAAGAAGUAGAAAUUGAAUCAGCAAUAAUUUUAAAAGAACAAUCUAAAUUAGCAAUUCCAGAAGAAUUUUAAAUUAAAUUAGCUAAAAAUAUUCCAUAUUUUAAAAAGGCCAGCUCAAAUAAUUUAUAAGAAAUAGAAGAGGAAGAAUAAAGUAUGAAUUAAACAUUAGCAGAAUCACCAAGAAAACCUUCUAAAAGUAUUUCGGUAUAAUUGUUUUAUCCAAAAUAAUUUGAAUGCAUUAGAAUAUUAAAUGGAAUAAAAAUCAAAUAAUUAAUUAAAUCAAUUACAAGUUGUUCUAAUUGGAAUUCAGCAGGUGGUAAAAGUGGCUCAACUUUCUUUAAAUCAGCCGAUAAUUUAUUUAUUUUCAAAGCUGUUAAAGAAUCUGAAUUUAAUAUGUUUGAAUCAUUUGCUCCAAAAUACUUUGAACAUAUUUAUUCAAGUAUCUUUGCUCAAAAACCUUCAGUCUUGAAUAAAAUUUAUGGAAUGUUUACUGUUAAAAAUUCUAAAGCGACAUCCUAUUUCAUAGCUAUGGAAAAUCUUUUUUGGGGAUUAGAGGGUGAAUUGACAGUUUAUGAUCUUAAAGGUAGUAAAGCUAAAAGAUGGAAUCGUAAAAAUCUUAAAACUCUUCUGGAUACAAAUUACAUUAUAGAUCGCAAUGGAGAGCCAUUACCAAUCUAAGAGUAAGAUUACCUAUUCUUAGAAAAAGCACUUGAAUCUGAUUCUCAAUUCUUACUUGAUGUAGCUGUUGUAGAUUAUUCUUUAUUGUUAAUCAUAGAUAAACAAAACCAUUAGAUUAAACUAUCAAUUAUCGAUUAUUUGCAAUGUUAUGACUUUAUGAAAAAAAUGGAAACAAAGUAAAUUUUAAAUUUUAAUUUAGAUUAAAAACUGCUAUUAAUUUAGGAACUGAUCCCACUAUAAUCAACCCAGCAGAAUAUAAAUAGCGAUUCAUUGAUGCUAUGAAAAAAUACUUUAUGGGAAUAUACUCAUCACUAUGAUUUAUUUAUAAAAUAACAAAAAAUCAAAAUAAG